AUGGCUCCCUGCAGCCGCUGGGCCCCUCUGCUGCUCCUCGCCUGCUGCCUGGCGCUGCUGGCCGGGCGCCCGGCCGCGGCGGGGCCGGUGCAGCCCACGUACCCUGGCGAUGACGCCCCGGUGGAGGAGCUGCUGCGCUUCUACGACGACCUGCAGCAGUACCUCAGGGUGGUCACGCGGCACCGGUACGGCAAGCGGUCCGGUGGGCGAGCGCUCUGCGAGGAGCCCUAUGGAGCAGUGGGGUGCUGA
Messenger RNA from Tinamus guttatus (white-throated tinamou), 249 nucleotides. RefSeq names its product pancreatic polypeptide-like. Gene Ontology annotation, biological process: neuropeptide signaling pathway; feeding behavior. The record is from RefSeq and is a predicted model, not a curated record. Gene Ontology annotation, molecular function: neuropeptide hormone activity; neuropeptide Y receptor binding. Gene Ontology annotation, cellular component: extracellular region. Lineage: Eukaryota; Metazoa; Chordata; Aves; Tinamiformes; Tinamidae.